UUUGUCAGCCAUAGCUCUCCUUUACUCCCGCUCCAUACCCCCUCUCAGAAGCUAAUAGCAGAUGAUGCUACUAGACUCCUUAUCGGCAUCUUCAGCCUCAGGGGAAUGACGUACACUCCUUCCGAUAUUGGUGAUACAUACCAACCUGAACUACCUGACCUAUGGGAACGAACUCCUUCGCAUGCCCCCACCCCUGGCUACCUAGACCAAGAACACACGCCACCAGUAACAUGCUUUUCGCCCGAUGUCGAGGGCGUAAUUGAUGUACGCUCAUCCUUGCAUGGAUAUCAGUCUAAAAAUGCUGGAUUUCACCCUUUAGAUGGAAGUUUAUGGGACGAACAAUCACCUGACUAUAAUCACUACCAAAUCGAGUGGAGAGUCAGAUUGAAUAAUCGAGUUGCGGUGAAGGAUACAAAAAAAGACCUGACUCGACUGCCUAGCUUCUACUGUGAACAGAUUAAAGAUGGUUCUGGUAAUGUCCUACGACGAACGACAGCCCGUAGCCGACGGCUGAGACUAGAUGACACAGACAUGGUGUUAUCAGUGAACUCCCAACGAGACAUUGACAAAUACUUUGAAGAUACUAAUGUGGAAUGGGCAGCACUACCAGCAUGGGUUCAUCUAUAUCGUCGUGGUAAGAAGAUCCGACUUCAGAUAUCGAUCAAUUAUAUAGAGGAUAGCGGGCCCCUUUCUUCUAGAACAGACAAAAGAGGUAAGUCGUCGGUCACCACGCGUAUGCUGGCCGACCGAGACGCGCAGAUUUAUGCUGAGCAAGCAUCUGGCCAGCAAUCAGUUUGGCGUGAUGUGUAUCGAGUCAUGCGAUGUCCUGGGUCUUUAUGUCGCCAUGAAGGACAAUAUUGCUGGCAAGAUCCGGAGGGGAAGAGACACCACAGAGUGAGGACGCAUCACUUAAAGGCGCUCGCUAAUACGUGGAGCAAGUAG
Messenger RNA from Penicillium taxi, 942 nucleotides. RefSeq lists its product as uncharacterized. NCBI's taxonomy places the organism in Eukaryota, Fungi, Ascomycota, Eurotiomycetes, Eurotiales, Aspergillaceae. The annotation marks the transcript as partial. The record is from RefSeq and is a predicted model, not a curated record. The transcript has 3 exons.